GGACAUUGUGACCGAGGACCAAAUGAGAAAAGGACAAUUUCUAAAGGACAUAUUCUUAAAGGAUAUUUUUCUUGAAGGACAUUUUCUAAAAAACUUAAAUUGGGGGACAUUUCGUCAAGGACAUUUUCUAAAGGACAUCUGGGACAGUUACCGUAAUGUUUAUAUAUCGAAAUUCGGUUAGAUUCAAACGCAAAUGAGCCAAACGUUUUCUAUAAUCAUGUAUUUUAAAGUAAUAUAUUCUUUUGUAUAGAGGGUGGAAACUUUCUCGGAGAACAUGUUAGUAUAUCAAUGGAUCGUCUCCGUCAAUCUUUAGGUUUAAUGGCUAAACAUUUGAAUGUUUAAAUAGCUCAACUAAUUACACCUGAAUUCAGUAAUGGUCUUCCUGUAUGCUUAAUUGGAAAUAAAGAUCGAUCGGUUAAUAUUGGACUUAAAUCACUUCAGUUAUGUGGUAAUUCAAUAAUGCCCUAUUUAGUCUUUCUUGGUCAAUCAAUGGCUGAUAAAUUUCCUAUGCAUGCUGAACAAUACAAUCAGAAUAUUAAUUCUAUGGAAUAUAUGUCAGCUCUACUUGCUCCUGUUGAUUUACGUGCCAAAAUUGAUCAAAAUACUUAUGAUCUACGUUUGUUUCUUUCGAAAGCAACUAUUCCUACAUAUGAAGCAGUUCGUACUGUCAUUCAGGCUGAUAUUGAUCCAUCACAUCCUUAUAUAUGGGAUGAUGAUGAACGUUCAAUAGACAAAAACAUUGCUCAACUUACCACUUCACUCACCGAUGAGAAAGGACCUUUGCUUUACGACCAACGAUAG
Molecule: messenger RNA, 801 nt
Organism: Rotaria sp. Silwood2
Lineage: Eukaryota; Metazoa; Rotifera; Eurotatoria; Philodinida; Philodinidae
Source: the annotation of a GenBank genome assembly